Brachypodium distachyon (stiff brome) is the source of this 2157-nucleotide messenger RNA. Its product is annotated as plastidic ATP/ADP-transporter. Gene Ontology annotation, cellular component: membrane. The transcript is spliced from 5 exons. NCBI's taxonomy places the organism in Eukaryota, Viridiplantae, Streptophyta, Magnoliopsida, Poales, Poaceae. Gene Ontology annotation, molecular function: ATP:ADP antiporter activity. Gene Ontology annotation, biological process: nucleotide transport. The record is from RefSeq and is a predicted model, not a curated record. The coding region runs from base 67 to 1965 and encodes 632 amino acids.
CCCCCCCCCCAAUCCGCGUCUUGGAGCGGCCGACCAGCGGCGGAGCCGAGCCGAGCGCCGCCACCCAUGGAGUCGCUCGCUCUCCUCAGCGCCAAGCCCGGCCUCUCUCCCCGCACGGGGCUCCGCCUCCCCCUCCCCCGGUUGCGGGCCCCUCGGGCGUCCCUCUCCCCCGCCUGCAGCUCCAGGCUCCCCGCUCUCCAAUCCCCACUCCUCGCGUCCAGAGUCCCCUCCUCCCAGGACGCCAUCCUGGGAUAUGGGCUCUUGAAGCGGAGGACUAGUUCUCGCGGUGGCGUCUCCUGCAGCGCCGCGGCGGCGCCGGCGGCGGUGCCGCAGCCGCCGGCACAGCCGGAGGCCAAGAAGUUCCUCGGCGUGGGCCUGCCGACGCUGAAGAAGAUCAUUCCGCUGGGCCUGAUGUUCUUCUGCAUCCUCUUCAACUACACCAUCCUUCGGGACACCAAGGACGUGCUCGUGGUGACCGCCAAGGGGAGCAGCGCCGAGAUUAUCCCCUUCCUCAAGACGUGGGUCAACCUGCCCAUGGCCAUCGGCUUCAUGCUCGUUUACUCCAAGCUCUCCGACGUGCUCUCCCGGGAGGCGCUCUUCUACACCGUCAUAUUCCCCUUCAUUGCCUUCUUCGGUCUCUUCGGCUUCGUGCUCUACCCGCUCAGGGAUGUCAUUCAUCCCACCGGUCUCGCCGACAAGCUUCUUGCGGCGCUUGGCCCGAGUUUCCUUGGCCCGGUCGCUAUUCUGAGGAUUUGGAGUUUCUGCUUGUUUUAUGUAAUGGCCGAGCUGUGGGGCAGCGUCGUCGUCUCAGUCCUCUUCUGGGGCUUUGCUAACCAGAUCACCACAGUUGAUGAAGCAAAAGAAUUCUACCCUCUAUUCGGUCUUGGGGCUAAUAUUGCCCUAAUCUUUUCUGGGCGCACUGUGAAGUAUUUCUCAAAUUUGCGGAAGACAAUGGGUCCAGGAAUUGAUGGUUGGGAGGUAUCUUUGAAAGGAAUGAUGGGCAUAGUGGUACUUCUCGGGCUUGUCAUAACUUCCAUCUAUUGGGGAGUGAACAAGCUUGUUUUGAAUGAUCCUUCUCUUCCAAAAUCUGAUCACAGGAAGAAAAAGAACAAACCUAAGCUUAGCAUGAAAGAGAGUAUGAAAGUUCUGGUCUCUUCAAAAUAUGUGAGGGACCUUGCUACCUUAGUGGUUGCAUAUGGCAUCAGUAUCAAUCUUGUUGAGGUGACAUGGAAAUCAAAGCUCAAGGCACAGUUCCCUAGUCCAAAUGAAUACUCAUCUUUCAUGGGCGAUUUCUCUACCGCAACUGGAAUUGCAACUUUCACGAUGAUGCUGUUAGGCCGGAUUAUAUUCCAAAAGUUUGGCUGGGGCGUGGCUGCCAUGAUCACACCCACAGUUUUGUUGUUGACUGGUGUCGGUUUCUUCUCUCUGAUUUUGUUUGGGCAACCAUUGACUCCCAUGCUUGCCACGAUGGGUAUGACCCCUCUUCUUGCAGCUGUUUAUGUGGGUGCACUGCAGAACAUAUUUAGCAAGAGUGCAAAAUACAGUUUAUUUGAUCCUUGCAAGGAAAUGGCCUACAUUCCUUUGGAUGGAGAUAUGAAGUUGAAGGGAAAGGCAGCCAUUGAUGUCGUCUGCAACCCAUUAGGCAAGUCGGGUGGUGCGCUGAUCCAACAGUUCUUGAUCCUGAUAUUCGGCUCUUUGGCAAAUUCGACUCCUUACCUUGGCGGUAUACUGUUGAUCAUCGUUCUCGCAUGGCUACGGGCAGCAAGUUCAUUGGACAAGCAAUUCUCAAGCUUGGCCAAGGAGGAUCUCAGAAAGGAGAAGUCUGCGAAGGAGACAGUAGAACCUCCACUGCUUAAGGAACCUGAGGCAGCUACCGAUAUAUUGGUGGAACACACAAAUGGAACUGUUGCGAGUGAGACCACCGGAACUGAGAGCUCACCGUCGAAUUCAUCUCCAAUUCAAUAGGCUUUGAAAAAGCCAUAGGGAAGAGAAUGGUUACAUUGAGCAGAAAUAAUGGAGAAGGAACGAUCCAUGGUUUCUUCGAGUUUGUAACAGUGAGCAGUAUGAAGCUGCGGUUUAGUUUGUAACGUAAGCAAAUUUUGAGAACGUUGUGGAAAUUCAACCAUUGUUGCAAUUCAAUCCAUAGAUUUCUGGAGC